Molecule: messenger RNA, 1586 nt
Organism: Phycodurus eques (leafy seadragon)
Lineage: Eukaryota; Metazoa; Chordata; Actinopteri; Syngnathiformes; Syngnathidae
Gene: clta
Product: clathrin, light chain A
Exons: 7
Coding region: 119-817 (232 amino acids)
Biological process (GO): clathrin coat assembly; intracellular protein transport; clathrin-dependent endocytosis
Cellular component (GO): clathrin coat of trans-Golgi network vesicle; plasma membrane; clathrin coat of coated pit
Molecular function (GO): structural molecule activity; clathrin heavy chain binding
Source: RefSeq, a predicted model, not a curated record
GUUUGUCUCGAAGUUUCUUUUUUUCCCCUCGCGUGUCCUUCCCUUUCAGCUGAUUGCUCUUUGGUCAAGAUCUACACUUUUUGAAUAUUUGUAAAUUUUCGACAGAUACAAAGACAACAUGGAUGAUUUUGACAUGCUCAACUCACCGGCUACUGGAAACGGGGUGGGCUCAGAGGAGGACCCUGCUGCGGCUUUUUUGGCCCAACAAGAGAGCGAAAUCGCGGGGAUCGAAAACGACGAAGGCUUCAGCAUCCUGGACAGUGGAGAGGUCCCUUCGUCGUUGGCAGAUUCCAACGAUGGUGCUGUCAAUGGAGAGUUCCAUGGGGAAAGCAACGGCCCAUCUGAUGCCUAUGCAGCAAUUUCCAAUGCAGACCGCCUGCAGGCAGAACCUGAAAGCCUUCGCAAAUGGAGGGAGGAGCAAAGAGAUAGACUGGAGAUGCUUGAUGAUAACUCUCGUAAGCAGGAGUCUGAAUGGAAGACAAAGGCCAAGGUGGAACUGGAGGAGUGGCAUGCCAGACAAAAUGAGCAACUGGAGAAAACCAAAGCCAAUAACAGGGUGCUCGACGAAGACUUCUACAAGCAGCCCUUCUCUGAGCUCAUUGGUUAUGUCACACACAUUAACCAUCCUUGCUACCGCCUCGACCAGGCGGCCGAGGAGGCCAUGGUUUCAGACAUGGACGAGAACAACCCCGGCACGGAAUGGGAGCGAGUGGCUCGCCUGUGCGACUUCAACCCCAAGUCCAGCAAGCAGGCCAAAGACGUGUCCCGCAUGCGCUCCGUCCUCAUCUCCCUGAAGCAGUCCCCGCUUGUGCGCUAGGCUGCGCCUUACAUAAUCCAAAAUUAACAUCAAUGCAAAUGCAACCAACAGCUGAUGAACCACAUCUGUGUUCUGAAGAAAAGGUGGCAUACUCCUCUUCUGUCCAUACCCAUUUAGCGCGCACAUCUAUUUUUUUUUUUUUUUUUUUUUGUAGUGGAAGAGUACUGUAUUCUUCUCGUGACAGGCCUGUUAAGAUUAGCCAUGGAACAUCAAAUCACUGAUUUGUCAUCAUUGUCUGAUUUGAAAUGCAAGUCCUUGUUCGGGUCCACAUAGCCAGCAGAUGAUACCAAUCCCAUCAUACCAUGCUGUAACACCUCAAACUUUGAUUAAUGGUUUUAGCCACCAUUUUUUAAAUAUCGCAUCACAUUGUGAUUAUCCAUACUUAAAAUGUCCUCAGAUUUUCUUUCUUUUGUUCUGUUUCAGGACCAAAUAAUAAUAAUUACAAAAAAAAAAAUCCAUUAAGUGUUUUUUGAAGUGUCUGUGUAGUGCCGGUUGUUGUGUUCAAUCUAUGCAUCUCCUUGUGAAAAGCACCUCCUGUCAGGAACGGUCCAGUACAUUACAAUUCAAACGUGACAUCUCAGUAGGUGUGUGUGUGUGUACUGUCCAUGUUCACCUAUGUACAUAUAAAGAAGGCACAAUAUAUACAGAAUAUAAAACCUACAUGUUGUAGAAGCUGACAGUUGUGGUUUUAGAGAGAACUAGAUAUUAGUCAACUGUUGUUUGACCACGCAUGUCCAUUGCCCACUUGUUUCAAUAUCAGUAAACAGUG